AUUGAUUCUUUUUAUCAUCGUAGCGGAGUGUGGAUGUGAAAAUUUCGAGUGGUGCGAUAAUUCGGUCGAAUUUCAGUGAAAAGAGCCAUUAUUUGGCUAAAGAUAGUGAAACGAUGAUGAAGAAUACACCUGGGCCUGGAUUAAAUGGCCCGUUCGCAGCAAAAGUGCGAUUUCGUUAAAAAAAUCGAUGGUGAAAAUUUCGGGGAGUGUAAAAGGGGCCUUUGCCAGGCUGAAAAUUUCACACCGUGUGAAUCGUAGUGUAAAAAUUAUACCACCAGGCCACCUGCUUGCAAAGCGGAUCAGAAUGCGAAGAAAAAAGUGAUAGUGAAAUAAUUGUCGUACAGGGAAAAGGUUUGGUGCGAUUCCAAUUGCGGAUUUGGCCUCUUUUUUCCUUUUUGUUCAUGCUGGAGCAGAGCAUUUCGGGUGAGAAAAGUGCAUGACCGUGGGCUAGGGGAGGCUACCGUGGUGGCAGAGGCCAAGUCUUGUGUUUUCUUUUCCACAGCAUCCCUACAAUCCUCGUACCACCGAUAUUACCAGUGCAAUACAUAAAGCCAAAACGGAUUCAUGAAAAUAGUUUGAACAAAUAUUUUAUAGAAAAAAGUGCUCCGACUAAAUUAAGUGCCAGAAAUAAAAACAAGUGUUAGGAGCCCUAAACGGAUAUCGUCUUCUGAUUUCUUCAUGUGGAAAACUUAGUAACUUUACACAAACCGGAUAAACUUAAGAUGGCCCUAAGUUUUCCGGCAAACGGUCACAAACGAGAAGAAACGACUUUAAAAUUAUGUUUGUGCCCAUCGCGGUUACCUGAAAUAAGCCUCUAAAGUUCUAGAAAAAGCUGGUUUAAAUUAUUGCAGUUGAAGAAAUAAUCCAAUAUACAUCGGAAGGAAACCCACGACAAAAUUGAGUAUUUUCAAUUAUCUAGACCGCGGAUUAUUCGCGGCAUAUUAUGUCUCGUGAAGCCUACAGUUCAGGUCAAGCAAUAAAUACAGGCACUAGAAGUCCCGGGCGCCCCAAUAGACGACUAACUGAACUGCCGACCGUCGAUAGGUCCCCUUCAAGAGACUACGGAGCCCGAGGAAGUCCUUUAGAACACAGGCAUCGCCAAACGCGCUCGGAAGAUUCCUCACCCUUACAUUACGGUCUGCCAUCUUAUCUCCAUCAUAAUUCUUUUACAGCCAUGGGUAGUCCAUACUACAGAGAUAUGGAUGAGCCAAUUAGCCCAGCUGGGGGUGGCCAUCAUCGCAGCAGAAGUGCAACACGUGCACCUACACACACGAUGGAGUAUCCGCGGGAGCAACUCCGAACACGUUAUCAGUCAUUGGAUAGAGGACUAGAUCCACAUGACCGAGAGUUUAUACCGAUUCGAGAACCGCGAGACCGUUCACGUGAUCGAUCAUUAGAACGAGGACUAUAUUUGGAGGAGGAGCUGUACGGCCGGCCAGCAAGACAAAGUCCGAGUCAUAUGAGUAUGCCGGACCGGGGGUACCUCGGCGAUCUGCAAGUACAGAACAAUGAUCUCCAACGUGAGCUUGGCAAUCUUAAGAAGGAACUAGAACUGACAAAUCAAAAAUUAGGUAGUUCGAUGCACAGUAUUAAAACGUUUUGGUCACCAGAGUUGAAAAAGGAACGGGCGCUUCGAAAGGAAGAAAGCGCCAAGUACAGUCUCAUCAAUGAUCAGUUGAAGUUACUGAAUAGUGAAAAUCAGAAACAAGCAAUGUUGGUACGACAGCUGGAAGAAGAGCUACGGCUCAGAAUGCGAGCUCCCAAUAUUGAAAUGCAACAGCAAAUGGAGGCAUUGUAUGCGGAAAACGAGCAUCUCCAGCGAGAAAUUUCCAUUCUACGUGAUACAAUCAAGGAACUCGAGCUAAGGAUAGAAACACAGAAACAAACUCUGCAAGCCCGAGACGAGAGCAUCAAAAAACUGCUGGAGAUGCUGCAGAGCAAGGGAAUGGGUAAAGAAGAAGAACGUCAAAUGUUCCAGCAAAUGCAAGCCCUAGCCCAGAAGCAGCUGGAUGAGUUCAGACUUGAGAUACAGCGCCGUGACCAAGAGAUAAUGGCUAUGGCUGCUAAGAUGAAAACCCUGGAGGAGCAGCAUCAGGACUAUCAACGUCACAUUUCGGUGCUAAAGGAGUCACUGUGUGCAAAGGAAGAACAUUAUAAUAUGUUACAAGCGGAUUUGAUGGAACGUAAAAUGGUUGAAGAAUUAAGAAAUCGCCUUGAGGAGAAAAACCGAAUGAUCGAGAAAAAAACUCACAAUGCGAUGCAAUCCGUUCAGGAAAAAAACCGUGCUCAAACAGAGUUAACAGAGUUAAAAGAGCACAUGGACAUUAAGGAUCGUAAAAUCAAUGUAUUGCAACGAAAGAUUGAGAACCUGGAAGAUUUGCUUAAGGAGAAAGAUAACCAAGUGGAUAUGGCGAGAGCCAGACUUAGCGCAAUGCAAGCCCAUCACUGUAGUUCCGAAGGAGCACUUUCCAGUUUGGAAGAGGCUAUUGGUGACAAGGAAAAACAAAUGCAGCAACUUCGUGACCAGCGUGAUCGAGCUGAAUCGGAAAAGAAAGAAGAACGUGAGCUGCAUGAGCGGGAACUGGCAGAAUACAAAAUGAAACUUCACACAUUAGACAGCGAAGUGGAGAAACUAACCACACGGCUCCAUCGGGCGCUCAAUGAGAAGGAUCGUCUCGAAUCAAAAUUGGAGUGUUCCCAAAGUGAGCUUGGGAAAUCCAAAGCAGAGCUUGAUAAGGCAGCAACUGAUGUUGGUCGCAGUGGAGCCGACUGGGAAAAUGCCAAGCAAAGGAUUUCAAGACUCGAGCUUGAAAACGAACGACUUCGUGCCGAUCUGGAACGCUCCCAGCAGACGACGUUUGGUAGGUCAACGUUAAGCACCUCCCAAGAACUGGAUCGUGCCCAGGAACGUGCGGAUAAGACAUCUGCUGAGUUACGAAGAACUCAGGCUGAAUUGAGAGUCACACAAGAACAGACAGUAGACAAUUUUUCUGAUGCCGAACGAGCAAGAGCCGAAGGUGCAGCCUUGCAAGAGAAAUUAGAAAAAAGUCAAGGCGAAGUAUACAGACUCAAAGCAAAACUUGAAAACGCACAAGGUGAACAGGAAAGCAUAAAACAGGAGAUGGAAAGAAGUCAAACUGGAAUACAACGAAUUGUUAGUGAAAGAGAUAAGGCUUAUGGCGAGCUGGAUAAGAUCCGCGAAGAACUGGAGCGAAGCCAAGCUACUCUCGGGAAAUCACAAUUACAGCAAGAGAAAAUCCAAAAUUCGCUGGAUAAAGCUCAAAACGAGGUUGACCAUUUGCAAGAAAAACUCGACAAAAGCAUUGGGGAAAUUAGAAGGCUCCAACUUGAAAAGGAGAAGAUCAACUAUGAGUUCGAAAACACUCAAUCACAGCUCGACAAGCAACUGGGGCAAUCUUCGCGAAUUCAAAAAGAGAAAGAAACAAUACAGAUGGAUUUGGAGAGAUACCGCGACAAGGCAGAUAAGCUGCAGGCAUCUAUGGGUCGUUUACAAAAGGAAAGGGACGUUCUAUGCGACGAGCUGGAGAAACUCAAAGAGAAAGCAGAAUUUACGCAAAGUAACGCUCUUAAAUAUCAGCGAGAGAGGGAUGCCAUUCAAACGGAACUGGAAGUGGUCAAGGAACGCUGGGAGAAAGCGCACCAAAUUCACCAAAAACUGCAAAUGGAACGGGACGAUGCGGUUACGGAAAUUGAUAUUUUGAAAGAAAAGCUGGAUAAAUCCCUAUAUGCAAGCCAGAAGCUAAUAGAGGAGAAAGACAAUUCUAACAAAGAAUUUGAAAAGAUGCUUGAAAAAUAUGAUCGUGCUCAGAAUGAAAUUUACCGAUUACAGUCAAGAAGUGAUACGGCGGAAGCUGAUCGUAAUCGCAUUGAGGUUGAAGCAGAGAGAUCCGCACUGGCCGCAGCAAAAGCUAAGGAAGAUCUUAGAAAACUACAAGAAGAAACCACUCGGUUGCAAGAAGCUUGCGACAGAGCAGCUAUGCAACUUGGUAGGUCCAAAGAGUUGGAAGAUAAAGCAAAGGAAGACGUCGAUCUCAUUCGUGAGCGACUUGAUAAAACGCAAGCAGAUCUCAGACGAGCACAAUCUGAAAAGGAUAAUCUUCAAGCCGAGAUCGAAAGACUAUCAUAUGAGCUGGAUCGAGCUCACAACAGCUAUACCAAACAAACAGCUUCACUUGAUGCCGCCCAAGAGGAGGCGGCGCGGUACAGUUUGGAGAUCGAGAAAAUGAGAGAACGAUACGAAAAAACGGCAGCUGAAAUGCGACGCCUGCAAGAGAAUGAAGCAUAUUCAAGAGAAUCGAGACGUUUGAAAGAAGAAAACGACCGAAUUCGAGAAAAAUACGAUAAAAUGAUGAUGGAGCUCGAGAACUUCCGCAGCAAAUCGCAAUAUGAAGAAGAAUCACUCGAAAAGUACAAACAAAAAUUCGAAUCACGAGAGAACGAAUUUCAGACCAUUGAGCUUAAAUUACACGAAACUACGCUUCAGCUCGAGCUCGCUCGACAAGAGGUUCAAAAACUUAUUGCCAGUCAAGAUAAACAGAGGACAGACGCUGAACGUGCGCACAUCGAAUACGAAAAGAUUCGGGAUAAACACGAGAAGCUACUGAAAGAAGUAGAACGAUUACGUCAGAAUCCUGGAUCAGCUGUUAGCCCUAGUGCACUGGCGGCAGUAUCUGCCGGUAUGGGAGACAAAGCAGAGCUGGAUAGAUUACGAGAUCGAUUGGAAAAGGCUUUACAGAGCCGAGAUGCCACCGAAAUGGAAGCGGGCAGACUCGCCAAAGAACUGGAGAAAGCACAGCUACAUUUGGCAAAGCAGCAAGAAGCUUAUGAAGCCACCAGGAUUGAAUUUGAACGAAUGUCUGCAGAGCUCACGCGUGUACUAGAAAGACUGGAGAAAUCAGAAGCCGAAAAAGAAACACUUCGGCAAUCCACUAAAAUAUACGAAAAACAUCACCAACAGCAUGCCAGUAAUCAUAUCGAGCAUAAUGCCUUGAAAAUGGAAGCAGACAACAAACAGCUGAUGGCAGAGCGUGAUCAACUGGUUAUGCAACUAGAGAAGAGUCAGGAUAUGCUAAUGAGCUUCCAGCAAGAGCUCAACGCUGCUGAGCUCGAGUUACAACGGCAAUGUGAAGAGAAUCGACGAUUGAAAAAUUCUCCGCAAAAUGCUCAUGGUCAAGCUCAAGCCAAUUCACAAGAAAUCCAGAACUACAAGAAAGAAAUUGCGCGACUGAAACAGAUGCUGCAGGAAACGGGUUCACGUGGGGAUAGUGAAUUGGAUCAAUGGCGGAAAGUGGUUGAACAAGAGAAAAAUAGAGCAGACCAAGCAGAGAAAGCGGCCAUUGAGCUGCAGAAGAGGAUGCAGGUUAUGGAGCAACAACUCAAACAACAACUUCUGCAGAUGACCAACAUGCAAAAGCAGAUGACUCAGCAGCAGCAACAACAACAGCAACAACAACAACAGCAACCACCAACCCCACAACAACCACAGAUUAGUUCGAAGGAGAUGGAAAAGGUUCAAGAAGAAUUGAAAAAUGCCGUUACUCAGCGGGACCAAUUCCAGAAUCAACUCGAGCUAUUGGUUCAAGAACUGGAAAAGAGUCAGAUCGAAGCUCAAGACGCAGCCAAAAAAGCACAGCAGCAACAACAACAGCUACAACAGAUGCAACAACAAAUCCAGCAGUUGCAGCAACAAUUGCAGCAAGCUACACAAGCGGCCAACCAGAAAGCGGCCCACAAUGCAGGUAUUUCGGAACAAGAUCGAAAGCAGUUAGAAGCACAAAUGAAACAAAUCGAGGAUGCUACCCGAUUGCUGGAAAGCGAACGGAAGACUUUCGAAGACCAGCGAAAGGCAAUCGAAAGCAAACGCAAAGAGUUGGAGGAGAAGGAGAAAAAUCUCGUAGAUUUUGACAAGCAGCUGAAGAAGCGAAAAGAACAGAUGGAUCAGCUGGAGAAGUCACUUCAGAAGGCUGGUGGAACUGCGGCGGCGGCAGGCGAAUUGAACAAACAGUUAACAGAAACCCAAACACUAUUAGACAAAACCACCAAAGAUUUGGACAAUGCCAAAGAAGAUGCUAUGAGGUCAGCAGCCGAAACGGAGAGGUUACUGCAGUUAGUGCAAAUGACACAAGAAGAACAAAAUCAAAAGGAGAAAACUAUCAUGGACCUCCAACAAGCUUUAAAGAAUGCUCAAGCGAAACUGAAGACAGCACAAACACAACCACAAGAUGCUGGACCAGCCGGUUUUUUGAAAAGCUUUUUCUAAGCAGAUGUGUAUGGACACACCAGCAGUUCGUUUGUAGCGCAAAACCAUUAUCACAAUCACCGUUGGACCUUUCAUUGUUUGAAAUGCAUUUAGCAGUAGUUUCACUUUCUUAAAUAAAAAUUUUCAGGUUCACAUGAUCAUCUUGAAUUCUUGGCAAGCUCUACAGUCUAUUGUAGGAGUGGAAUCGAUUUACCAGCAGUUACUCCCCCACUAAAUCAUUGGUUAAGGCAGCAAUCAACCACUUGUUCAUAAGCAAUAUAUCAUUUGUAAAAAAAGAAACAUCGUGAGCGUGUAUCGAUUUAGCGAGGUAAUUGUUACAAAUACAAAAUAAUACAAACAAUGCUGCCAUACUGAGUAAACUAAGUAAAAAUUAGAUAAACUACGGAAAAGUGAUAUUUACCUAGUCAAAAUCGCUAAAACUAAAUACUUUAAAAAGGCGCAUGAGAAUUCGAGAUAGUCACUCUUCUACUAUCAUAAAUAGAUAUUAAUGGUGAAAAGUAUACACGCAGGUAACGUGCAAAUCUUCCCACUUUUGCAUGCUACUAACUGUUGUUCUUUUAUUGUUGAUUUUGAGUUUCGAUUUUCCGAGGUCACGGAAACGACAUAUUGUGAGAACAAAUACAUCUCGUCUGAACAUUUCAAUCUAAAGAAUAAGUACAGUCAUUCAAUCUCAUAUUCCCGUUCCAAUACAAUACCGAAAACAAAACAAAUUCUUCUAGAAAGCGAAGCAAAACGGUAUUUUUGCUAGACCAGAACUUCAUCAUCUCCGUAAUCACGAUUCAUUGAUAUAGUGUAUGUAGUAGUAUUCAGUAGUUCUGAUUUUCACUAAAUCUUUUCCAACAAGUGCCCCCAUCUGCUAUUAAAAUAUGCGGUAGUGGGGCUAUCAUUUUCAUAGAUCAGCACCAUAAGACAUAAAUUUCAACUCCUAAGCUAACACAAUGGAAAACCAAGAAAUGUUGUUUGAUUAGAAAACACUCUGCAAACCAAAUUCAAAGAAAAAGCAAAGAAAAAAUAGACAAUAAUUUAGCGGAGCACACUGUAAAAUACGAACACACGUCAAUCGGUGAUAUAAACGGAAAGACACUGUACCAUUCAAACGACGAAAUUGAAAGAAGGCUUUUGUUAUAUUAUCAAACAGUGAACCAACAGUAUUGCAAUUCACUCAAUAUAAGCACGAUCACUAUUACCUAUUGGACUCGAUAUUCUGUAUCUAUUUCCGUUCUCUCUAAUCAUGUUUUUUACGAAUAACUGACGUCACUUGUUAAUUGAAUACCGAACAUAUUUUUCCGUUCUUGCACUAUCAGUCCUCACAAUACGCUAAAUGCUGCACCGAAUUGCCAAAUUGAAAUUAACUGAACGAUAAAUGCUUGCCUCUCUUCACUAUUCUAUGUGCCCAAAAAAAAUGAAAACUUUCACUUUCCCAAACUUCAGCACUACUCCGUCUAUCGUUUCAACUUAUCAAUCAACAAUUGAAAUUAAUACAAGAAAAUGAAACCAAAACUCAGCAUGUAUGUACGUGUAUUAUUUAUGUCUAAUGAGCAUAGUUUUAGUAGAAAAGAGAAAUUAUUACCAAUUCACAACUACAUUGACAUACAGAUACGAUAUUACUAUUGAUAACGCAAUAUUUUGAAUGCGAAGCAUACCUAAACAAAAAAAAUUAAUAUAUACCUAUAUACAAACAACCAAACACAGAACCUUAUGACGAAGUAUUGCGAAGAACAUUAAGUCGUUGAGGGAUAUUUUGUUAAAACGCCUGUUGUUACCAACCGUCAACAGAGAGUUUAUUUUUUCCGUUGUACCGCAUUAAGUAUCGUUACACGUGUAGACGUUUAUUUCGGUAAAUUCACACACUAAUAGUCAAGUACAACCACAAAUUGUUAUCAUUAUCGAAGCGAUGCACAAAGGUUUAGUAACGACGACUUUUUCACAAUCAUUAGUAAUUUUCCGGGAUAGUUAAUUUUAUUACCGCAUUAGGUGUAAAUAUAAAUAUAUAGGAUAAGUUAUUUUUAAGUCGUACUACCUGUGUCCAAAUUAAAUUGGGUACAAUAGGUAUACAAGAAAAUAAUAAUUUAGUUUCAGCAAGAGAUAAUCUAGAACGACCAAACCGGAAUCUCCCACAAAAUUUAGUGACUACGGUAAAUUGUAUAACCGCUAUAUUUGGAUGAUAAUGAUAAAUAAUCAGCACGAAACAUUUGUGCGAUCUGUGUGAAACGGUACGUUUCUACGACUGAAAACACAAAUUAUGCCUAGUUUGGAGCAUUUGAUUUGUUCAAAAUCACAACCAUCCGGAUCUUCACACAAAGAAAAUAACGUUCUUAAUCAAUUAAUGAUAAAUUUCCCUAGCUACAAACCGACGUCUGCAUUCUUCCAUUUUUACAAUACCCCAGUUUUUACAUGCACUGAUCAGAAUUCGACUUCAACAUUUUUGUGCACCUUUAAAUCGUCAAUUGUUUCUAGCAAGACAUUACACUAGAUGCAACAUGGUAUUUAUGUCGUUUCACGUAAAAUACCAAUUGGACGAUAGGUCGGUAUACCGUUUUCUCACAGAGGUUUAAUUGAGUGGUGGAGAAGGAGUGAGUGUCUUUCAAGUUUUUGUUUUAUCUAAUGUUAACAAAUUCAAAAAAGAAUAAUGUGAUUACUCUUCGACUAUCGAUUGAGUCCAUUGGUUGUCAGCUUCCCUUUCAAUCUUCUAGCUAGAUAAAUUCUAAUUGUACGUCGUUCUCUACCGAGAAGAAAUGAACGAUUCAACUUCAAAUACACUAUAAAGACAAAACUAAUACAAGUGAAAAGAUGAGGUGCGUUUUGAAAGUGAGGUGACCAUAACUUCCAAAUAAAAUAAGGCGGCAUUAAACCACCAUACUUAUCGAAUAAAUCCGAAAAAUAUAUUCCCACUCAUUCCUUUAUCUUCUAAUAUUUUAAUAGUGCCUUAUCAAAAACAACUUCAGUAAAGCACAAAAUUGCUGAAACUACCGCAAUGCCAUGCUAAUAAUUUACUAAUUCAAUAUUAAACCUCUCUACGGUAUGCACCAUGUUUUGGUACGUUUCGUACUUGAAAAUCGUAGAACAUCGGUAAUUAGACAAAAGUAUGCCCUAUAUUCAUAUUGGAUAUAAGACGAAUGAAGGAGACGCGUGGAUAGUUUCUAUAUUUUUCGCUUUUAUGCUACCAAUGCAAAUUCCUGAUAUUAAAACAUGAGGUUUCGACAAACUUCGAAGUCGAUUAUGAGCCUGGUGCAAUGAUCCUAAUGACACUAAGAAUUCCUUCUGGUCAAGGCUUGAACAAAUGCUCAUUGUCAAAUUCUCAGAUACGGCUCUUGUAGUGAAAUGAGAAGAUUUAAAUAGUGUACACUGUUGGGUGAAAGUAAUAUUACUCUGAUUGCUCAAUCUUAAUCUGUAUGUAAUAACUGCAAUUCUAUUUUUAUCUCUGAUUAUGAUUAACGACUAAGAGCUUAUUUUGAUGGCAUAUUGUCAAAAUUAAUGUGUUCAUUGAUUGAUACCAAAAAUGUCAAUCGAAAAUAGCUUAAAUUCCUAAUGAUACCAACAUGUGUAAUUGAAUUGAAUUCCUGGCAUCGUUGCACACCACACUGACUGGAGUCAUUUUUAGUUAUUGGCGGUAGGCGUAUCAGAAAGAUUCAAAGUUUUAAAACUUUCUGAAUAUUGAAAACAGACCAUAAGCAUAAAUUGCAAUUUUCAAUUUUAUUCGAAAUGGUUUCGUUAACAUGUUGAACAUUUUCCCAAUGCUGUUAAUGAUGAGAUCACACUUAUGAUGAGAACCCAUGCCAUGUUUUGUUCGUUCUAAUCUGUGUGCACUUAAGACGUUUUGCUUUAAACCGGUGUAACGUCGAUUUCACUCACUCAAACAUAAGUACAAUAUAACUGUACCUUCCGUUUGCUACACUGCGCUAGUAUCAAUGUAAAAACAAGUAACGUUAUCAGUCUUCUAUCCCGAUCAAGUUAAAAUAACCAAAUUAUAACAGAAUGCAACUUUCAUAACAAAUGUGUUAUAAAUCAAAUCUUGUUAAUGGUUAAAAUAACUGAACAUUAUAAUUAGUACCAACGGGCGUUAUAGUUUUAAUAAAAUUUUGUUGUGAUCUUCUGAUCGGGAACACUGCCGGAUAUAUUAAGUUCGCAUUAUUAGGGUCACUAUGCCGAAUUAAUCUAUCUAUGCUAACUACGAAUCAAUCAUUUCAAUAUACACCAAAGCAAAAUUUGUAUCUAUAUCGCUUCGCUGCCGUGGGAAGGCUCUAAGUGGGCCCCUGUCAUUUUCCAUACAAUUUUUGAAACAAUAUUUUUGUUAAUUUUUGAGUUCUAAAGAUAACCAGGAAUCUUGAGGAUUAAAUCAACAGUCAACCGGAAUAUACUUUUAUACACAUUCUAUUUGGCUGUGUACUAUAUUUUGUUAACUUUGUGCAACCAUCUGGUAAAAUUCAAUUUAUUCUUAAUAUAUAGCGCACAACUCGUUAAGUUCCUCAAGAUUCGUUGCCCAAACAGGGUUAAUUUGAUUUUUUCGUAAUUUUGUACAGACGAGAUUGUAUAAUAAUUUGCAGUAAUUGGAACCAAUGCCAUGAAAUAGGCUGAUGGUGACAAAGUAACAUCUCUAACGUUCACAGUUUGCUCAAAAGGAAACGAAACAGAUCAUUAAAUGAGUUAGUUAGUCAUUUGAACUAAACAAAACAGGCUUGCGGAACACUCACAAAAUGUGGAUGAAAAUUGAAUCAAAUCUUUUAUCUUAUAAAUCAGAACUAAUCCUAAUUUCUUACGCGGAGCUAUCCCAAGAUACGUUUAAAAAGUGGACCAUCACUAAACAGUAUAUUAUUACUAUAAAAUAAACACAAAUUGUUGUUACUGACGAUACAUUGAGGAAACAAUGAUUUUUGCGGAAACAAAAAAAAAUCAUACGUAUGAACUCGCGGAUGCAAGAAGUAUUACAGAUUCGUGUUAACUUCGGUACCUAGCUACAGAAAAUCACGCGAAACAUGACAAUGUAACUGACUCAACUCACAAAGAAGAUUCUACUGAAAAAAAAUAUUAUUUCACACAUUAUAAACUAUUUAGAUAAUCAUUUAUUUUCAUAGUGAUGAAUAUAUAUAUAUACAUAAAGAAUAGAUAAAGUUUAGUUUAUUCACAUAUCUCGAAUAUCACAAUUAUGAACUACACUAUAGGACAGUGAACAAAAGUCGCAUUUCGUUUGAAAAGAAGAUAACAAAAUCUGCAACAAGCUAACUGUAAUUAUAUUAUAAGUAGUUAAACUAUCUCUAAUAAAUUGAAACCCUAAUGAACGUAUCAGAGAAGAAUUUGCAGAAAAGACAUCUCUGUAUUUGGAAAUCGCAUCGCUAAAGAUUGAAACACAUCUGUAUAGAAUAGAACGAACAAAACUAGAAUUUGCACAGAGCCAAAGCUGGUACGAAUCAUAGAAUAUUCGAUUGAAAAUAACAACACACAAAAUUAAAUAGGACCGAAACGCAAAAAAGUGGUUAAGUAUUAAAAAGGACUCCAGCGAUGACAGACACAGAAGUUAUCGGUUGGUUGUAAUACAUUGUACAUCAAAAGACAAAAACAGAUCGACGCUACUUUAUGUGUGCAAAUAGUUAAGCGGAAAUACAAAUGUUAAUAAUAUUAAUAAUAUAAAAA
Molecule: messenger RNA, 11908 nt
Organism: Topomyia yanbarensis
Lineage: Eukaryota; Metazoa; Arthropoda; Insecta; Diptera; Culicidae
Gene: brp
Product: trichohyalin
Exons: 24
Coding region: 944-6280 (1778 amino acids)
Biological process (GO): regulation of synaptic plasticity; maintenance of presynaptic active zone structure; neuromuscular synaptic transmission
Cellular component (GO): cytoskeleton of presynaptic active zone
Molecular function (GO): structural constituent of presynaptic active zone
Source: RefSeq, a predicted model, not a curated record